Amphiprion ocellaris (clown anemonefish) is the source of this 1730-nucleotide messenger RNA. It is a transcript of the gene fktn, whose product is annotated as fukutin. Lineage: Eukaryota; Metazoa; Chordata; Actinopteri; Pomacentridae. Bases 155 to 1540 code for a protein of 461 amino acids. Gene Ontology annotation, cellular component: Golgi membrane. The transcript is spliced from 10 exons. The record is from RefSeq and is a predicted model, not a curated record.
AGGAAGAGAAGGAGGAAGAGGAGGAGUAAAGAUGGCUGCUGUCGGGUGCCGUUGGUUUGUUUUCGUUCUGUUCUGAGGAUUUUGGCGCCGCCGUCUCGCGCACCCAGCUCCGUCCAGACGUCAUGAGCUGCGCGUUCCCGGGCCCCGUUACCGGAUGCCUCGCGUGAACCGGACGGCCAUGCUGUCGCUGCUGAUCGUCAGCAGCUCCGUGUUCCUGCUGUUCCAGCUGUACUACUACCGCAAAUACGUCAGCAAGCAGCCUGGUCCUCACAUCCUGAACCCUGGAGGUCCCCUGAGCUCCAGCCACAGCCAAUGGCAGGCGGUGAAGAAGUUUCUGGCAUUAGCGCAGCAUUUCAGGCUGCCGCUGUUCCUUGCCGACACCGCAGCGCUCUCCCUGCUCUCCCAGGUUGCUUUGCGGCAGCGCGAGCGGCUGCUGCGUGAGCCGCACUGCAGCUUCCUGUGCACCGGCCGGCCAAUCACGUCAUUUGCUCUGCACGCCAACCUGUGGAAGUACGAUCCUGGCUUCCUAAUGGCUGCUGAGCAGAAAGGCUUCGAGCUGCUGGAGCUGCGAGGAGAAGACCCACGAUUGGCCAGUCUGGACACCCUAUCAGGAGAGGAGAUCCCUCUGUACUUUCUGCUCCGCUUCCGCAGUUACAUCAUCCAGGUGGUGUUCUUGUACGAGCGCAGCGGGAACUACCUGUGGCACGGAGCCCUGCGCCUCAAAGCCCACAUGGACCGAAGCUUCGCCCCCUUCAGGCUGCUGGACUACGGACGCCACGCCGGAGCCUACGACAGGCCGGAGCUCAUCCUCACCGUCCUUGAUGGCCUCGAUGUUCGAGUCCCGCGGAACCUGACCCACUUCCUGGACCAGCAGCAACAUGCCCACUUCCUGGAGUGUCGUUACCGUGACGCCCGCAACUUCUUGCAGCUCUACCCUGACGACUCAUCUGCAGCCGCCGUGGAUUUCAGGAGGAAAGCAAAGUCGUUGCUUCAUUUAACGGCUCAGACGCUCACGAGCCUUGAAAUCCCCUUCUGGCUCAGCAGCGGCACCUGUCUGGGGUGGUUCAGGCAGUGCAGUAUUAUCUCAUACAGCCGUGACGUUGAUAUCGGGAUUUUCAUCUCAGACUUCAGACCCGACAUCAUCGCAGCGUUCAGAGACGCCGGCCUGUCACUCAAACACAAGUUUGGGAAGGUAAAGGACAGUCUGGAACUUUCAUUUCAGAGCGAUGACAUCAAACUGGACAUUUUCUUUUUCUACGAGGACGGAGACGUGGUCUGGAACGGAGGGACGCAGGCGAAGAGCGGCAGGAAGUUCAAUUUUUUCAGGUAUGUCUUCCCUCGGUUCGCGCUCUGCUGGGCGGAGCUUCUGGAGCUGAAAGUUCGUGUUCCGUGCGAGACACUCGACUACGUGACGGCGAACUACGGCGCCACCUGGAGCAUCCCGGUGAGGAGCUGGGACUGGAAGUCGUCGCCUAGCAAUGUGCAGGAAAAUGGGGUGUGGCCUGUCGACGAGUGGCCGGAGCUUAUCCAAGUUUACUGAGAGGAGGCGGAGCAACAACUCUGAGCUGAUUCAGCUUCAAAUGUUUCACUGAUUUGAUUUUUUCACCGUUUUUAUUGUCGUGUUCUGAACUGAAGCAGACGGGAGGAACUGAACAAGUGACACAGGAACAUGUCUCUUUAUUACAUGUAUGUUCCUGUCAAUGAUCUGGACUAAUAAAACAUGAACUGAG